Messenger RNA from Zophobas morio, 2542 nucleotides. RefSeq names its product protein spire (gene spir). Bases 140 to 2269 code for a protein of 709 amino acids. The transcript has 2 exons. Gene Ontology annotation, biological process: actin filament polymerization; actin filament network formation; actin nucleation. Gene Ontology annotation, cellular component: cell cortex; cytoplasmic vesicle membrane. The record is from RefSeq and is a predicted model, not a curated record. Gene Ontology annotation, molecular function: actin binding. NCBI's taxonomy places the organism in Eukaryota, Metazoa, Arthropoda, Insecta, Coleoptera, Tenebrionidae.
CGCAUGUUCGUGGAUCGAUAAAGAUUUGUGUGGGUUGUUUGUCAUUUUCAAGGUCUGCAUCGAUUUUAGGUUAAGAUAGUUGCCAAAUGCUCAGCAAGUGGGGCACUUGGUGUUUGUAUACCAAAGAAAAUAAACAAACAUGUCAGCCAAAACAAAGUGUAAAGUUAAUUCCGAUGGCAGUGUGUGUUUAGAAGAUAUUCUUAACUCAUUUAAUUCCUCAAUCAGAGAAGAACAUGCUUGGGCUUUAUGUUACCAGUGUGCAAAGUAUUACAGUGAAUGUGUAUCGUCUCGAAAACCUAAUAUCCAUAUUAUCACAGAAGUUAAGCAUGUGUACUUACAGACAGAUGGUAAUGUACAUGAAAAUACAGUAAAAUCCAAAGAUGCACCUAGAAAAUCUGUCAGGUGUGAAAAAGAUCUUAUUGCUGGUCUGGGAAUAGUGAUAUAUACAGCCCUCGAUCAAGGAAGUCAGAAUGAUGAAGAAAGAGUUAUUAGCCAGGAUCUCGAACAACUUAUCAGUGACAUGGUUUCAGAUGAGUUGAAUAGUUCAACAGAACAAACUCACCAUGAAACUGAUGAUGAGGGAAUUGAGCGAGAUUCAGAAGAGGGUGAAGAGGAGCCUGGUACGUCGAAAACUCGUAAUCAUAUGACGUUACAAGAAGUUAUAAAGAGAUGUGAAAUCCACCUUGGAACGUUAACAAAAACUCAGACUGAAGCACACUAUAAGGCUGUAGUUCGGGCUUUGGUUGCAGAAGGUUUAGAAUUAGCCACAUUUUUAGAAAAAGUUGCACAGGGCAAUUUGAACUUGCCUACAAAUAGCUCAAAACAGUCAGAUUUGGACCAAUUGAAGUUCUCCGAUUGGGCUAAAUUUUGGGUUCAGGUAAUGGGAGAACUCAGAAUGGGUGUCAAAUUAAAAAAGGUUCACUACAGUAGAGCUCCUAUUGAAUAUGAACUCACACCUUAUGAAAUACUCAUGAAAGAUAUUAGAUCAUGUAGAUAUAAUUUGAGAAAAAUAAUGAUUAAUGGAGAUGUUCCCUCUCGUGUUACCAAAGACGCUCACGCUAUUAUUUUAGAAUUUAUUAGAUCUAGACCACCCUUGAGGAAGGUGUCUGAUAGGAAACUGCCACCUCAACCGCGCACACUUACUCCAAGGGAGCAGUUACUCAAUUCUAUCAAAAAGGGUCGCAAACUGAGGCCCACUCCAAGAUCUAACUAUAUGCUAUCAGAACCAAAGCAUUCCACCAAAGAAGAUCCUUCUAAGUCAGGUCGAAGGUUAAUUAAAGUUGACUUCAGCCAGUUCGAAGAUGAGGAUGACGACGAACCAAUCGACAGUCCCGAUUCCACCGAUGCCGGUCUGUGGUCAGCAACGGAUUAUAUCCGAAUGUGUGAUAGCACCCUGGAAGCAUAUGAUCUCGCAACGCAAGACUUAAACCCUCGUUCAAACGUACGACGACACACCCUCGAAGUGUGCGACCCGAAUCUAGGCAGUUACUCUGUGCCCCAAUCGCGGCCUUGUUCUCGACAAUCCUGCAAUAGCUCGGAAGCAGAAUCGGUUCAGUUAGAACCCGAAGUGGCCAAAGCCAUGCAAGAAGAACUCACUAAUAUCCGUAGUUGGCAAGACACCAUAUCCCUAGACGAUAGAUUAUCACUCACGUUAUCAGAAAUUGUACAUAUUCGUGCAGUGCUGACCAAGGCCGAGCUGGAGGCGCUGCCGGUGGAGGGCAAAGUCAGGCACGAUGUGGAGGCGCGAAAAGUAUGCUUCCUGUGUCUGAAGACACGCUUCGGCAUUUUUGGCCCGUGGGGACAGAGGUGCACUUUGUGCAAACGCACAGUUUGCACAAAAUGUUGCUGCAAGAUGAACAUCCCUAUGGAGCACUUCUCCAGCGUGCCCGUGGUGUUGCUCAGUCCCAGCAUCAUGUGUACGCCGGAAGACGAGGCGAGGGAGUCGUUUCCGAAAUCUCUAGUCAAUAAAAUCAUGGAUCCCGAAACUCCAGCUUCAGCUGACCACAGUCCGGAGAUGAGCAGGCCCGGGUCCAGUAUGGAAAGCAGCACCAUCAGCGAUCCGGGGUCGCUCGGGAGGUUCCGGGCGAAGGCGGCCACUGCAGGCAGGGCUGCCAGGGUGGUUGAUAAGUUUAAAGCGUCACAAAUGGUCGUUUGCCAAGACUGCAAGAUGAUGGUGCUGCAAAUUAUCAAGUCGGCUAGAGCUAAUCGCUCGGCCAUUAGAAAUAAAACGCUACAAAGUCUCACGUUGAAUUUGUCACCUGUAUUUUAACAGUGAUAUUUAAAUUUACAUGUCUUAUCGAAAACAACUCAGUAGUGAUAUUAGUUUUAACCAGAAUCUUGUUGCAUUGCAUUUUCAAUGUUCCAUUCCUAUUUCGUGCAUUCCGAACGUAUUCGUGUAUAUUUUAAGAUGACCCCGGAGUCUUCUAGAAGAUUUUAUUAUAUUUAAAAAAUGGCUAUUUUAUUUUGAUAACUGUAAUUUUAUGUAAAAAUCUUUCAAAAAAUUUAAAAUAUAUUAAAAUAAAUAAAGGCUAUGUUAAUUAUU